UAAAUUUCACAACCCAGAUCCUUAUUUGUUUCUAUUUUUAAACUGACAUUGAUGACCGAAGUUUUAGUUGGUUGUUACCCUUGAUCAUAUAUAAUCUCACAGUUCUUUUCUGCAUUUGACACCGGCCCUGUCUUUGUCAAUUCACUUUAAGUCAUUUUCAUUGUUAUUAAUAGUGUGCAUUAUUAUAUUUAUUGGUCUGACACCAUCAUGAUCAUCUUAGUGUGAAGUCGAUUUCUCAUUACAUUAUCACUGGCUUGUUCUGUGACUGAGAACAGAUAUUGAGUCAAAGAUUAGCUGAUUGGUAAAGAUAUUGUACAGCUUGUUAGUGGUGGAGAAGCAAAUAGCGGGUUGGUGUCGGUUUAUUAGUGUCGAUGGCAGAGCUGGUUGGGCCGAGAUUGUACAGUUGCUGUAAUUGUCGAACUCAUGUCGCCCUUCAUGAUGAUGUCAUUUCUAAAUCCUUUCAGGGGAAAAAUGGUCGAGCAUUUCUGUUCUCCCACACGAUGAACAUUAUGGUUGGACGCAAAGAGGACAGGCAGCUCAUGACUGGUCUCCACACCGUUGCCGAUAUUUACUGCCUCGAUUGCCGUGAGGUGCUUGGUUGGAAGUAUGAACGAGCCUAUGAGGAGACACAGAAGUACAAGGAAGGGAAGUUCAUCCUUGAGAAGUCAAAAAUAGUCAAGGAAAACUGGUAGUCCCCACGAAAGUUUCAGUUCAAGUGAAUGAAUGCUUCUCUCUGUUCAUCUUGUCCAAAGAUUUCUCAUCCAUUGAAAAUAUUGAUUAUUGUUCCUUUCUGGGCAUUCUACUUCUGUUUUCUCUGUGGAUAAUGUAUUGGAGGUUAUUGAUUUGUUAAUAAUAUGUAAAUAAUGCUCUCCAUUAUGCUUGUGAUUCAUUUUGUGGUUGAAUUUCAAUUUAUAGACCAAUUGGAAUCUUAACAUGUCUGUGUCUUGGAUUAAGAACGCUGAACAUU
This is a messenger RNA of Quercus lobata, 967 nucleotides long. RefSeq names its product protein yippee-like At4g27745. The record is from RefSeq and is a predicted model, not a curated record. The transcript is spliced from 3 exons. Bases 372 to 692 code for a protein of 106 amino acids. Lineage: Eukaryota; Viridiplantae; Streptophyta; Magnoliopsida; Fagales; Fagaceae.